AUGGGUAUCCGAAGUUGGUUCUUUGUCUUACCCUUUAUACUUGGCCUUGGCUUGCACAUUACCUGCUCAUUAAGAAUAUGUGCCUUCAAUAUAAAAACAUUUGGGGAUGCAAAAAUGUCGAAUGAAACUAUUGCUGACAUCAUUGUGAACAUUGUAACCAUGUAUGAUAUUGCCCUGAUUCAAGAAGUCAGAGACAAAGACUUGAGUGCUGUCAAUCUGUUACUUUCAAAAAUUAACAGAAUAUCAUUGUCACCGUAUUCAUAUGUGGUGAGUGACCCUCUUGGUCGAAAUACCUACAAAGAACAGUACCUAUUUAUAUUCAGGACCGAGGCUGUGGCCGUCACCGGUGACUAUCAUUAUGAUGACGGGUGUGAACCCUGUGGAACAGACACCUUUAAUCGGGAGCCAUACGUUGUAAGGUUCGCAUGUCUGAACUCAGCUGUGCCAGAUUUUGUAAUAAUACCCCAACAUGCAGCUCCAAAUGAGGCUGUGAAGGAAAUAGAUGCCCUUGUUGAUGUUAUUCUUGAUGUUGAAAGCAAGUGGAAUACAAAUGACAUAUUGUUGAUUGGAGAUUUCAAUGCUGGUUGUUCUUAUGUCACAGAAAGAGAAUGGCCCAAUAUUCGUCUCCGUACUGAUGCCCGGUACCAGUGGCUAAUUCCAGAUACUGCUGACACCACUGUUACAAGGACAACAGACUGUCCCUAUGAUAGGAUUGUCGCCACAGGCUCAAACUUGACUAACUCUAUAGUUCCAGAAUCCUCUAUUGUGUUCAACUUUCAAGACGUUUUUAACUUGAGCUACGAAAUGGCCCUAGCUGUUAGCGAUCAUUUCCCUGUGGAGAUAAGCCUUCACUAGCAUGGAAGACAAUACUUCAUUAUCAUUUUCCAAGCUUGCUUACUAUGGACCUUUCACCAGAUUUGUUGCCUUAAUAUCCAUGUAGUAACCCAUGACUCUUAUGCAAAUUCACUGCAAAUCUACUUGUUUUCUCAAUGGUUCAAAGAAGAAAGUGUGACCUUUAUCAUAAGAGCUGUCCAUAUACAAAUCAUUAUAAGUUGCUUUGUUGAAAGAGGAUGAUCACACAGUUUGUCUCUCUGGUAAAUAUGCCCCCAAAAUAUUGAGACUAUAUGUACUUUGGUUAAGAAAGUUUUUCUUCAAACCCAUUACCAUCAACUACUUGUACAACCAUGUCUCCAUAUUACAUUUCUUUCUCUCAGUCUUCACAUUUGGAUAGUAGUAUGAGACAAAGGUUAAGAAAAUUGGUUGUAAAAGAGAUCAGCACAUGGCACUGUGAUGUUCACUUGCAUGCUACAUGACUCUGGGGUUAUCUGUCAUUAAAAUCAAGCGCCUGACCUGUCACUUAAAGAAUUAGGAGUAAAUCCUUAUCCUAUUAAAACUUC
Protopterus annectens (West African lungfish) is the source of this 1397-nucleotide messenger RNA. Its product is annotated as deoxyribonuclease-1-like. Bases 1 to 855 code for a protein of 284 amino acids. NCBI's taxonomy places the organism in Eukaryota, Metazoa, Chordata, Ceratodontiformes, Protopteridae. Gene Ontology annotation, cellular component: nucleus. The record is from RefSeq and is a predicted model, not a curated record. The transcript is spliced from 8 exons. Gene Ontology annotation, molecular function: DNA nuclease activity. Gene Ontology annotation, biological process: DNA catabolic process.